CUGCAGACACUAUCAUCAGUAGCCUGAGCAGCUCUUCGAGUGGACCUGAGCUUUCUGAGUCUCCUUCUGCGAAGGCCAAGAUGAGGGCCAAUAGAAAAGAGGAGAGGUCUAUCCAAUCUUCUGUCCUUGCCCCUAUUGAGCCAUAUCUAGAUGGCCAAGAAAAGAAAACAACGGCUACUUCUAGCACCAAUCAAUCAAUAUCAGUGGCCAGCACUCUUCAGGGGGUGAAAAAUACCGAGACUUCUGGGCAACCAAAGAUUCGAAAAGAGGGCAGAAAAAGAAGGGUUGUUGACAGCGACGACGAAACGCCAAGAAAGCAACAAUUUGAUCCUAACGAAGUGCAUUGUAUGGGGACCACAUCGCAACCUGACUUAUCGGCCACGAUUACAGACGAGUUCAGCCUUGAUCCCAUCAUCACUUCCUCGUAUAUUGAAGAAGACUCAGAAUGUAUGCGCAGAAGCCAAUCUCCAAGAAGUGGACCAGGAGAUUUGACAAUUCAAACUGAAGAGGACACAACACUUGUCAGCAACAACAAUCUGAAGUCAGUUGAUCAAGACCAAUUGACCGGCACCCUUUCUUCAUUUCUCAAUAGAUUGCGACAGAUGGAGACCUUCGUCGUAAAGAGACAGCGUCACAUGCACCAAGAAUUGGAGGCAAGUGAACUGGAUAGGAAACAGCUUGUGUAUAUUAUCAGCCAAACCCAAGAAAUCUUGGGCGGUUUGAUGCCUGAUAAAGCACAAACUAAGGCGCAGCAGAAAAAUAUUUCGAAAUGCAUGCACCUCGGACCCUGACGUCCACAAUAUGGAGAAAGAAUACAAUGAUCGGAUUUUGCUAAGCCACACAUCGCUGGUAUAUAUUAAAUGCUAAACCUCCAUUGAGAACAAAAGAUGACGGAAUCGAAGAUAUAUGCGCCUCCGAGCGGUCCUCCGCCGUCAAACUCCAGUGAAGAUUAUGAAAAGCUUUUAAAGUUUUGCGUGGGAACCAUAAAUCGAUUGCAAGCACCGAAAGUGUUUGACGAGCAAUUGCGAAGGCUCGGGAAGAAACGUAAAGCUCUGUUUGGGGGAAACAAGAACGCCAAAAAGCUUGCAGAAGUAUUCGACAAGCAGGUGAUAACUUCAUGCUUGGAUGGGCUGCCAUUGUAUGCUAAUGACCAAGCUGUAAUUAGUCAAUUAGCUCAGUCCAGGUGUCUAACUCGAAUUAAAGAAGUGGCUGCUGAGUUUGGAAUACCAGACCAGGAGUAUGUUUUUUAUGAUCUAUGCCAGCUUUGUCUAUUCAAAAUCAUAUUCUACAUUGACAAUUCAACCUCAAUGAAGAAAGGCAACCGGUUACAACAACUACACGAUUUCCUGAAGCUGUUCAUGAGAAUCAACGUCAGUCCACAGCCAUUGAGGCUGAAAUUUAUGAACCACAACAAUGAGAUUCAUGCUUUUCUUAGGCAAAGGUUUAAUAUUGAUUGCGAGAGAAUUGAGACCGAAGAGCAACUGAACACCGUGAUGGCCAACAUCGCAAUAAAUGGUGCCACGCCACUUGCUACCAACCUGUACACGACGAUCCUUGAGCCCGAAGUACUAAACCGCAAACUUGGUCAGCCUCUUCUUGUUGUAACUUUCACGGACGGCUCGCCGAAUGGAGAUAAAUACACACUGGGAAGAGUUAUCAGGAUGGCUCAGAAAAGGCUUUCAGAGAACAACUUGCCGCAAAAGGCUAUUUGCUACCAGUUUGCACAAAUUGGAGAUGAUAGAGAAGCUGGCGAGUAUUUAGAUAGCUUGGAUAGCGAUGCCUCUAUUGGUGAUGUUAUCGAUUGCACGUCCCCGAUAGAAAUUGAGAUGAAGCAGAUUCGGCGCAAGAAUCCAGAGCUGUCAACGGAAGUCAAUUACGUGAAAAAACUGCUUCUUGGACCCAUAGACAUUGCUUACGAUUCCAUGGAUGAGAUCAAUAAUCGUGUAUACUGAUGUAAAGAUGUAUUAG
Molecule: messenger RNA, 1968 nt
Organism: Ogataea polymorpha
Lineage: Eukaryota; Fungi; Ascomycota; Pichiomycetes; Pichiales; Pichiaceae
Exons: 1
Coding region: 888-1952 (354 amino acids)
Source: RefSeq, a predicted model, not a curated record